AUGCACCUUACUUACAAAGAUAAGUUAAAACUCGUGGCAUAUACGAAACAAGUGGCCCAUGGCAAAUAUCGGACUGACGUGUUCCCUGAGGUUGGACUUCUAGAUGUGGUUGGUAACGACCGAAGGCAAGCCUGGCAAUCGUUGGGGGAUAUGUCGCCCUCCAUAUGGACGCGGAAAGACCCCCAGGAAUUAAAAGCAUCCCUGAAAAAUGAAAAAGAUUGCAUCCUGAAAGUCGGUUCCGGGGAGACUGUCACGGUUCGAGUGCCAACUCAUGAAGAUGGAUCGUGUCUAUUUUGGGAGUUUACCACAGACAACUACGAUAUUGGUUUUGGUAUCUAUUUUGAGUGGACCGUUGCCCCAAGCAACACAGUAAGUGUUCAUAUAAGUGAUUCCAGUGAUGAGGAGGAACUUGACGAGGAAGAAGAUGCAAACAAAACUGAUCCUGAAGUUGGCAUGCCAAGCAAUCCUAAACCAAACCGCCCGCCAACAGAUGAAAUCCUUCCUGUCUAUCGACGUGACUCACAUGAGGAGAUCUUUUGUGGCAGUCACUCUUACCCAGGACGCGGAGUAUACCUCCUUAACCUACCCCCCGCCGUCUCUUGCCAGUUUGCCUCUCUCAUCUGCUUACCCCACUUUCUCCUGCCUACCCACUUUCUCUCUUGCCUGUCUGCCCCACUUUCUUUCACACUGAAGUCAAAUGAACAAUGA
Messenger RNA from Acanthosepion pharaonis, 708 nucleotides. NCBI's taxonomy places the organism in Eukaryota, Metazoa, Mollusca, Cephalopoda, Sepiida, Sepiidae. The record is from the annotation of a GenBank genome assembly.